Molecule: messenger RNA, 2374 nt
Organism: Solea senegalensis (Senegalese sole)
Lineage: Eukaryota; Metazoa; Chordata; Actinopteri; Pleuronectiformes; Soleidae
Gene: arl6
Product: ADP-ribosylation factor-like 6
Exons: 8
Coding region: 202-759 (185 amino acids)
Biological process (GO): protein localization to cilium; vesicle-mediated transport; intracellular protein transport
Cellular component (GO): axoneme; cytoplasm
Molecular function (GO): GTPase activity; GTP binding
Source: RefSeq, a predicted model, not a curated record
GAAUGAAGAAGAGUCAGCUCUCUGGUCUCCCAGCAACAGUGUAAAUAACUCGAUGCUUUUGAGGUGAAGUGAAUGAAACUCGGCUUCUGUCCCGGUUAUUUGAUGGACUAACGCCAGGGAACGCGACGUGAAUCCCGAGAACAACAUCCUGAGGCUAAAAAUCACAGAUCACGCUGACAGCGGAUGGUCGCUGGUUAGCCAAUGGGGCUGUUUGAUAAGUUGGUGAGUUGGCUGGGCCUGAAGAAGGAGGUGAACGUCCUGUGUCUCGGCCUGGACAACAGUGGGAAAACCACCAUCAUCAACCAGCUCAAGCCCUCCAAUGCUCAGGCGCAAGACAUCGUCCCAACCAUUGGUUUCAGCAUAGAGAAAUUCAAGACAUCCAGUCUGUCCUUCACAGUGUUUGACAUGUCUGGCCAAGGCCGGUACAGAAAUCUUUGGGAGCAUUAUUACAAGGAGGGUCAGGCGAUCAUAUUUGUCAUCGAUAGUGCCGACAAACUGAGGAUGGUUGUGGCCAAAGAAGAACUUGACACUUUACUAAAUCAUUCCGAUAUUAAACACAGGAGAAUUCCCAUCCUUUUCUUUGCCAACAAGAUGGAUGUCAGAGACUCUCUGUCGUCAGUCAAGGUCUCACAGCUGCUCUGUUUGGAGAACAUCAAAGACAAACCCUGGCACAUCUGUGCCACAGAUGCUCUGAAAGGGGAAGGUUUACAGGAAGGAGUCGACUGGUUACAAGAUCAAAUCAAAACCAUGAGGACAUGAAGAGCCGAGGAGCAGAGACACUACACUCAAGUAUCCACAUCGGUGGAGGUCGUACGUAAGAUGUGACCAUAGUAAAUGUUUUUAAUCCGGUAAUGAGAUGGUUCUUAAAUGUGUGUAGAGUGAUGAAACGAGCCCAUAAUGUGAAUCUGUGAAGAAAAAGCACUUACAGAACUUAAAUACCUGGAAAUAGGGGGAAUUAUUUUCUCAAUUAAUCGAGUAAUCGUUUCAUCCAUAAAAUGUCAAAAAAUGUUGAUCAGUUUUUCUCAAACCUAUUUUGUCCAAAAAACAACAACUAUUCUGUUUUAAUGAUUUCUUUGUUACAUGGUGCAAAGAAACCAGGAAAUAUUCACAUUUAAGAAGCUGAAAAAUCAGAAAACUUGUUUUGAUUCCUUAAAAAUACUCGAUUCAUCGAUUGUCAAAAUAGUUGACGAUUAAUUUAGUAAUGAUUAAUAAUCGCUUAAUCGAGUCAUUAUUUCAGCCCUAGUCCUGAUACAGAAAGUUAGGGAGCUGCCUGGUGGCCUGUGAAGGUACUGCAGGUGAGCUAGAAUAAGGUCAUUAGUUUUGAAAUUAAGUUUUAAAUAAUCAUAAAAUAUUCCCAGUCAAAUUUAAGUUCUCAGAAGCAAUAAAACGAAGGCAUGGGAUUCAAUAUAAGCACUGUUCCUUUGUAACACGUGUCAACACAUUUGUUGUCCCCCCUCAUAUUCAGAUAGGAACAAAUCUAUGAUUUAACACUUAAUUAUGUGCUGGUCAGCCUUGAUGGCGUCUGUAAAAAGAAAGAAUAGACAUAAUAACAUAUGUUAUUAAAUAUUUUGUCGGGUAGAAUUUAAAGUACAGUUUCCUAAAUGAUCAAUUUUCUGUAUAUUUCAAUUCCCAUCGUCUCCACUGGCUUCUACAUGACUCGGUGAAGUCAUUCAUCAUUUAUUUAAAUCUUCAGCAGAGGCAAAUGUCCUCCUCGUAGCUCGUGUCGUCGCUCUCAGAGUCGUUCCAUCUCACUGUCACAUUAAAAACAAACGUUACUAUGGUUUAUUUUUGACCUGCAGCUAAAUGUAAACGCAGCCUUGUUUGAACAAUGCUCCUUUUAAAUAGCUGUGAAAUCAUAUUUUGUAUAUCGGAGAUUAUAUUAUAUAAUUUUGGGCCAGUUGUAGACGGCUUUUUGUACCUGGUAGAUUCUGUUGUACAUACUGUACUUGUGGAAAAGUGAAUAGAGUUUGGAGUUUGUUUCAAAGUCAAAAUGUGGUUAUUGAUAGAGGAAUAAUACGCACAUUGUCGAAAAGGGAGGUAUAGCUCAUGUAUUUACUCCUUUAGUAAGUUUUGCUCUUAAAUAAUUGAUCUCUUCAUGUGCUAGAAACAUUUUUUGGCCACGACUCUGUAUAUGCUUGGUUUCUGGCACUUGUGUCAUAUAUGUUACUUCUAAAGUUUUCUGUGGCUAAGGAUUAAAUGCCUGGGCUCGACCUCCUUCAUUUUCACCUAGAUUUUAUAUUUGCCUUAUAUUAAGUCAUUGUUAAAGCGUUCCCAGGGUAAAUUAUAACAGGCUGAAGCUUCCAUAGAGUUCAUAAUGCAAGUGUGUGUUGGUCCCACCCUAACAUCUUGCAUUAAAAGUGAACAGAUCACAGUA